AUGAGGCAAAUCAAGAUGAAUUGCCGCUCGGCCCUCCCGGCGGUUCCCACCCGGGCUGCCGGGAGGCUCGGCGGAGGGAGCGGAGAGUCCCUCCAGAGAGCGGAGCGCACUCGGGAGCGGGGGGGACUCGCGGCGGCCGGGCCGAGACCCCCGGGCGGGCGCCCCCCGGAGCGGGACCCUCCCCCCGCCCGAUACCGGGAUCCCCCCGCUCUGAGGCAGGCAGCCUCCUCUCUUUUCGUUUUUUCUUCUAUUAUUGUUUAUUUCUUUCUAUUUCUUCACCUUUCCCCCCACCCCCCCGACACUCUCUCGGGUCGGGGGGAGGUAGUGGCCCCCCCCGUGCCCGGCCGCGCUGCCCGCUUGGCCCAGCGCUGCUCCCGUCGGUUUUCCUGCGCCGUGUCAACGCUUCGGACGGGUCUCCCAUACCUGCCCGUUUCUACACCUCCGAAAUUAAAGAACCUUUUCACUCCUCUGCGAGACCCAUCGGCAUUUUUGGAAGGAAGGAACUUCCUUGGGAAAACAGCUGACAUUCGAGCCCGGCCGAGUUUUCUGGAAGACACUGCAGCCGGGCAAGGGCGCAGCCCGCUCCCCCCAGCGCCGCACUCCGCACAGCGGGCGCUCAAGAUGUGCUGGUGUUGGAGGCCGCAUUUCAUGAGCUCGGCUCUCGCUCGUCCUAGGCAGAGACUCAGGGCAGCUCCGCGCCUGCAGGGAGAAAUGCGGGUACGGCAGCUCGACUCCUGCUGCCAGGGGGCUUUUGCUCGCCUUCUCCCUUGGGGUCCCGGACACCUUUUGCCUGCCGCAAGGUGGAGGCUGAGGUUUGGAGUCGGGUCCGUGUAGGUGGCACCGUGCGAACGGGGCUCCGAUGGGGGAUGCGGAGUGAGCUGGAGGUGAAUCCCCGGCUCGCGGCCCCGGUCUCGCGCGGCCCGAACCGCCGGCGGAGGAUGGAUGCAUCGCAGCGCUGGCCUGAAACAGGAGGAAAAUAAUGCAAGGGGAAGUAAUAAGAACGAAAAACACCGAAAGAAAUGAAAAUAAAAGGAAAAAAAAAUAAUAACAAUGAAGGGAGGAGGGUGGAGGGGGAAAUAAUACAAGAGUAAAUAAUAAUAAAAGGUUAAAUAAUAAAAGGAAAAUAAUAACAGGAAGAAAUAACAAGAGGUAAAUUUAGUAAGAAAAAGCCGCAGCUCCAGGGGCUGGGGUGGAGCUGAGGAAGAGCCGCAGCCCUUCGGCCCCAGCCCCCGUCCGAGUGGCGCUUGGGGCCGUGUGAGCGCGGAGCUCCGUGUGCAGCCGGCCCGCUCCUGAGGAUGCUCCCGCGGGUGCCCACAGAGCGCCAGAUAACAGUGGCGGGGGCGGACCACCAGCACCGCCCCUCUGCGCUCCGGCGGGGUUUGGC
Molecule: messenger RNA, 1384 nt
Organism: Lagopus muta (rock ptarmigan)
Lineage: Eukaryota; Metazoa; Chordata; Aves; Galliformes; Phasianidae
Exons: 4
Coding region: 1-834 (277 amino acids)
Source: RefSeq, a predicted model, not a curated record